This is a messenger RNA of Oncorhynchus keta (chum salmon), 4310 nucleotides long. It is a transcript of the gene mtx3, whose product is annotated as metaxin 3. Bases 184 to 1152 code for a protein of 322 amino acids. Lineage: Eukaryota; Metazoa; Chordata; Actinopteri; Salmoniformes; Salmonidae. Gene Ontology annotation, cellular component: SAM complex. The record is from RefSeq and is a predicted model, not a curated record. The transcript has 10 exons. Gene Ontology annotation, biological process: mitochondrion organization.
AAAAAAAUUAAUUGUGUGAUGUAAGUGAGCUAAUGUGUUUGGACCUCAGGAGGAGUAAGCCAGCAGCUAAUGGCCAGCAACCCAGGAGGAGUAAACCAUCAGUCCUGUUUGUCGUAGAAAUAUACUAUUUGAAUAUACUUUUUUUUGACAUCACCCACUUCCUGAUCACGGCAGCAAACAAACAUGGCGGCCACCAUGGAGCUGAGAUGCUGGGGAGGUGAUUGGGGUUUGCCUUCCGUCCACACAGAGUCUCUCAUAGUGCUGGCCUAUGCCAAGUUCUCUGGAGCCACGAUCACAGUAACUCCCAUAGACUGGACGUGGAAGACUUUGACAGGCACAGUGCCAGAGUUGGUCUACCAGGGAUCCACAAUAACCGAACCUGCUCAGAUUCUCAACUUCCUGAGAAAACAGCAGAGGUUUAAUGCAGACUAUGAGUUGUCGGCGAGGCAGGGAGCAGACACCAUGGCCUACAUCGCUCUACUGGAGGAGAAACUACGACCAGCCCUGUUACACACAUUCUGGGUGGAUGCUGAGAACUAUGCUAACCUGACUCGGCCGUGGUUCGCCUCCCGCUCUCCCUUUCCCCUCAACUUCCUGGUCCCUGGUCGCCAUGCCAACACAGCCCUGUCCCGGAUCCUGCUGACCAAGGGAGAGUCUCCUCUACACACUAUCACUGAGGUGGAGGGAAAGGUAGGACAGAUCCCUCUACACACCAUCACUGAGAUGGAGGGAAAGAUUUACAGUGAAGCUAAGGAGUGUCUGAAUCUGCUUUCCCACAGAUUGGGGAUGGCCUACUACUUCUUUGGGAACACGCCAUGCAGUCUGGAUGCGUUUGUGUUUGGCUUUGUAGCUCCCCUCCACAAGGCCAGCCUACCCAGCAGCCCUCUGCAGAGCCACCUCAGACAGCUGGACAAUCUCCAGCGCUUCUGUGACCACAUACUCAACGCUCACUUCAGCAGUCAUCCCGGGUCUCCCCAGCCGGUUCAGGAGACGGUGGAUGCCAACCUGCAGAAACUCACUCAGCUUGUAAACAAAGAGUCCAACCUCAUAGAGAAGAUGGAUGACAACCUGAGGAGCAGCCCUCAGCACAAACCCCUCAGAGCAGACCCCAGACCCAGCCUGGGCAACGACAAGAGCUCUACCCCUGCCUAACCCCACACCUCUAGCCCUCGACCUCUCACCCCCGACCAGCCUGGUGGAUGGGAGGGGUGCUGUAUUAUACUAAACCUGGUUCUGUAAAUGCCCUAGCCUGAGUGCCAGUCUGUUUGUACUAGCAUGCCAACUCUUUCUUACUCAUUGACAAGCAAUGGAGUUGGCAAGAGCACAAACAGAUCUGGGAUCAGGCUACAAAUACCCAAGGUUAUCCUUUAAAUUAUGCAUUUGAUUGUUUUAGACAGUUUAUGCCUUGCAAGUGUAAUUAAAACUGCCCUGAAUGGAAACUAUCAAUGAAGAAAAAUAAUGGCAGAAUUGUGGACUAUUUAGAGAUGAUGAUGUCUGUAAAAUAGAUAUGGUUUCAUGAAAUGAGGGAGAAGUGCACGGCGAAAUGGAAAGGUUUUAGUGGUUUAGAGCGGAAUGCUGAGGACUGCUACCAAAUGAGAAGCCUUUAAACAUUGAAAGGCAAGAGGCAGGAAAUGAGAAGGCCAGUUGGUUUAAAACACUCUUGAGAGAGAGGUACUGCCUUUCUACUGACCUGCUGUAAGAUAGGGAAAACCUUUUCUAACAGAUUCUAAAGGAUUGAAAUGACUGAGGUCCCAAUUCAUUCCAACCUGCAUUGUAGUAUUAAACACAGGAACAUGUGAACAUGUUUUCUUUCCUGUGCUCGGGUAAUAUCCAAAUGCAAAACUCCUCCCACAGGUACAUGUACUGUAGAUGCUCUCAGGUUUCAGAAAUAGGUUGUGUUCAUGGGCAGUGGUCGUGUAGACAAGGUUGCUGCAUAAACACUAAUAUGGCAGGUUUGCUGGAAUUUAUUCAUAGAUAAGGGCUAAGUCUAUGCUAAAUAUACAAGGCAGUUAUUCUUUAGCUCUGUGGUAUAAUGGGAAAUAAAAUGUAUGGGUCACUUAAUCUACAUGUUUGUAAUGAACAGUACAGGUUGAAUUGAUGCAUCAUUUUGAGAGAUUCUGGUGUAAAUGAGGUCAUUACUGACAGGCAGGCACUGACACUGGUCUACUUGAGUUUUGAAACGUCAUAGCUACUGUAGCUGCUGUUGCACAGUCCUAAAUGAUCCGAAUAAUGCUCUUUCCUCACCUGAGGACUGACUCGACCGUUUCUGUGCUGAGACUCGACGCUCGCCCCAAAUGGCACCCUAUUCCCUACAUGGUGGGCUACUUUUGACCAGAGCGCUUAUGGGCCCUGGUGAAAAGCAGUGCACGAUAAAGGGACUACAGUGCCUGCAACAGGUUUUCCUCGAGGAUUUUGCCAGUGCAAAGCUGUAUUUCUAGCUGUCUGUGGUGGUUCCAUCCAGACCUGAUGUAUCUAUGUAGAUAAUCAUUAAAUGUUCGUAUUACUUUAUGAGGGCAUGUGCUGUACAGCUGUCUAGUUUCAGUUCAUUUGUGUUCAUAUUGAAUGGGGGAAUGUUUAAUACAAUGCAGAUGAUUUUAUUUGUUAGAAUGUCACUUAUUUUACUGAGGGAGAUGUCUAAGUUUUCCCUUUAACAAAUAGAUCAUCUUUACAACUGUUGUUAAGGUAGCUCUGUAAAUAGACUUUAAGUAUAUAUGUACAGUAUGUAUGUAUGCUAUCAUAUCGCCGUAGAAGUUAGCUCGUUUAAUUAGCUAUAGUCCUGCCUCUUCAUGAACAGAUCGAGUCGUUGUGAUCGUAACGUUGUAUCAUUGUAAAUACAUUUAAAUACUAAUCCAAUGCAUUUAAUUCGGUAUUGUUUCUUUAUAACGGUGCUGCUUAGAUGAAUGCGGUUCAACUCUCCUCGUGUGUUUUCUUUCUUUAGCUAAGACUGAAGUGAGUUAUUGAUUCUACAGUUGGGCUUCAUUGAUAAGGCAUACGUGUUUUAGGUUAUUGUUCAGCAGUAUCAAAAAGCACUACGUUCGUCUGUACGUACUGCCCUACAAAACGCAGUGCCUAUGUUUGUUUUUUUACUGCAAAAUCUGACUUCAAAUCUUUUUAUGUAAAAGACAGCAAUUUCUGAUAUAUUCUGAUCAAAAUUCGUAGUUAUUGCGUUUUGCCUUUGUAGGGCAGACAGUAUAUUGUGAGGUAUUUGACUUUUGAUAUCAAAUCCAUCAAGUCUGAUCUCAAACACAAACAAAAAAGUUGUAAUGGAUUCUGACUCAAAAGAAGAAUAUUUUCUCGUUUGAUCUCUAAUUCGCCCCAUGUUGUGGAGUUGUUUUUGUAAAGAUGUGUUUUGUUGAUCAUGAUUUUGUCUAUAUUAGUUAUGCUGUGCCUACAUCACCAUCGCCUUGUCUGUUAUGAGCAGGUCCAUCCAUUUGGGAACAGGCCAUAUUAUUAUUAUUAUUAUUAUUAUUAUUAUUAUUAUUAUUAUUAAUAAUAAUAAUUAUAUUAUUAUAUUAUAAACAGGCCUUGUAUUAGACAAUGAUGGAGAACUCCGCUAACAUACUGUACACCAUCUCUGCCUGCAGAUGUCAGAAGUAUGUCAUUACUGCAUGUUUGAAGUAUGUCAUUUGUCUCCCACUGACAUCCAGAGCCAUAUAUUUAUAUGACUCUGGUGACAUCCAGGAUCAGCCACUGUAAUAGUGGCUCUAUUCACCUGAAUGUUCCAUGUUGUUUCCUGUGCUUUGCCUUUGCUGUUGUUUACUUCCUUUGUUGACAGGAUUAACAGGGACUGUUCAGUGCUUAAAGGGAAUGUAUCCAUGUAGUGAAUAUUCCGCUUAAGCAAUGAAUAUUAUUCACUUCAUGGAUACAUUCCCUUUAAGCGCUAUGGAAUUAGUUACAACUUUAUUCGUUGUUUUGGUUUGUGUAAGAAAGAGAAGAAAUGUUGAAAUACAUGUAUAGGAGAAAGGGAGACAGUAUUAGGAAGGACUGGUACUGUGUGUCUUGAUAAGACUGCCGAAGCGAUUGUAUAGCUGUAAACUACUGUAACCAACUUUCUCAGAUUAAACUCAUGUUUGGAAUUGUAAAAACACUAUUGGCACUUUUAUCCAAGUUCAGAAAGUCACAGUUAGGAUUUGGCCCAUUGUCCUUAGCUGGUCAAUACUUGAAGUUCAAACAACUUUAGUAAAUUCAUUCUCCUGAGGUUUUGUGAUGGGAUGAAAAACAGAGUUUUAACCAUGAUAUUGCCAUUGUAAUAUCAUAUUCCUGGUUCAUUCUUUGUGCAUGGUUUAAUAAAAGUAUAACCUAACCACCUA